This is a messenger RNA of Acanthosepion pharaonis, 714 nucleotides long. Lineage: Eukaryota; Metazoa; Mollusca; Cephalopoda; Sepiida; Sepiidae. The record is from the annotation of a GenBank genome assembly.
AUGUAUAUUUCUUUCAUUCUUUCUUCUUUUUUUUCCUUCACUCUAUCACGUCUUUCGUUCUUUCUUUCUAUCAAUCUAAAUCGUUUCUUUCUUACUUUUUUCUUUUUCUGUCUAAAUGUCUUCUUUCUUUCUUCGUUUCUUUCUUUUCUGUUUAUUUAUCUGUCACCGUCUCUUCAUAUCUAUCUAUCUAUCUAUCUAUCUAUCUAUCUAUCUAUCUAUCUAUCUAUCUACUUUUUAGCCUGUUCAUAUGCAUUAGUCUGUUAUCUAUCUAUCUACGUCAGUCUAUUCAUAUCUAUCUAUCUAUCUAUCUAUCUAUUUUUUAUGUGUUCGUAUCUAUUAAUCUGUUCAUAUCUAUCUAACUAUCUCUGUCAAUCUAUUCAUAUCUAUCUAUCUAUCUAUCUAUCUAUCUAUCUGCCUGUCUGUCUGUCUGUCUAUCUUUUUCUGUAUAUAUCUAUUUUUAGUCUGUUCAUAUCUAUCUAUCUAUCUAUCUAUCUAUCUCAGUCUAUUCAUAUCUGUCUCAAUCUCUCUCUCUCUCUCUCUCUCUCCAUGGAGUUAUUACUGCCACUAUCUAAUCCCCCAGCCGCAUGGAAUUAUUACUACAUCUAUCCAAUAACCCAUCGACAUGGAAUUAUUACUAUACCUGUCCAAUAUCCUACCGGCAUGGAAUUAUUACUACUACUAUCUAAUAUCCCACCGGCAUGGUAUUAUUACUAG